Chiloscyllium plagiosum (whitespotted bambooshark) is the source of this 2170-nucleotide messenger RNA. RefSeq names its product Fc receptor-like protein 5. NCBI's taxonomy places the organism in Eukaryota, Metazoa, Chordata, Chondrichthyes, Orectolobiformes, Hemiscylliidae. Gene Ontology annotation, cellular component: external side of plasma membrane. The record is from RefSeq and is a predicted model, not a curated record. Gene Ontology annotation, molecular function: transmembrane signaling receptor activity. Gene Ontology annotation, biological process: cell surface receptor signaling pathway; immune response.
CAGACUCUUAGAGUUUGUCAGUGCAAUUCACACACUCUGUUGGAGAGGCUGCUAGCUUCAGGACUGUUCCUUUUUCUGGAAAUAAUUGACACCUAUCCCUUUCUGUGAUGUGAACAUUAGCUGGAUUCUCCCAUUCCAUCAAAACAACUCUCUGGCUGUGCCUACUUCGCCCCUGCUCUCCAGCCACCAGCAGGAUCAGACAAGCAGACUGAGUCACUAACUGAAUACACACCCGGAUCAGACAGGGCAGUGUGAUGGAGAUCUUCUCUGCUCUCCUACUACUCGGGCAAGUGAUGAUUCUACAAAUAUGAGAAGACCCUUUGGCAGUGCCCACUUCGCCGCCCACUUCCCUGCCAUCAGCAGGAUCAGACAAGCAGGAAACAGCAGACUGAGUCACUGACUGAAUACACACAUCGAUCAGACAGGGCACUGUGAUGGAGAUCUUCUCUGCUCUCUUACUGCUCGAGCAAGUGAUGAUUCUACAAAUACGAGAAGGUUCCUCAAUGGAGACUGGAGCACCUGUACUUACGAUGGAGCCAAUGUGGGACAGAUUCUUAACGGGCGACCGGAUCACUCUUAGCUGCGAUGGCGGUCGGGAGCUUCGUUCGACGACCUAUAACUGGAUCAUAAACGAAACUACCAAAGAGUUCAGGGAGAAGACUUACAUCAUUGAGUCUGUUACAAAGGAGGAUGUUGGGGAGUACAGAUGCCAAUAUUCCACAUCGGCACAUAAAACACCCUACAGUAACAGCAUUCUCGUGAGAGUAUCCUCUCCUGAUUCGCUUAUGAGUAUUGAAUCUGAGCCAGAAGCUCUGUGGUAUGCACAGACACUGAAGUUGAGUUGUCAAUUCACGUUCCGUAUGCAAGAGGAAUUCAUUUACACAUUUUAUCGGGAAGGCUCUGUUGUGGCUGAGAUCCGGACAAGAAAUAAAAGUGUUUCUUUUGAAAAGGAACGGGUUAUGUGUGAGGAUGCAGGACGGUAUCGAUGCCAAAUGCAGUUUGUUAAGUAUCCCAACGGUCCUGUAUACACGUCAGCUUACAAAUAUGUGGAUGUGCAAGAAAGUCCAGUGAUAUUGCAGGUGAAUCCCAGGCUGCAGAGAGCCGGUGAUUCCAUCAUACUGAAUUGUACCUGUGCCCAGGAUCACCUGUGUGGGAGAGGACAAAUUUCUUUCCACAGAAACGAAACCAUCGUAAGCUCUGAUUCUGAAUCUCACAAUAUCUAUCACAUCCAACAAGCGACCCUAAUGGAUUCAGGAUGGUACCGCUGCAUGGUUUCCCAGAACCUUUCGACAUUCAUGUCCCUCCGGGUGGAAGUCACUGUCCAGAAUCCCCCUAGGGAUUUUGCCUUGAUCAUCGGAGGUUCUGCUGUUGCUGCUGUUCUCCUCAUCACUUUCCUGCUUCUAUUCACUGUCUGCAGACUCCGUCAGAAAGAGGGAGUUCAGGACAUCGCCAAUUCCCAACCCAGCAGAGAUGUCAGUGGUUCCACUUCUGGUGAUAUUGUGUACUCUGCUGUUCAAGUGAACAGGGAAGAAAGAGAUCACAUCAGAGCAAGAAGAGAAUCAAGGGAAGCUGACAGUCACGUGACUUACGCGUCGUUAAUGCACCUUGAAAGGACAAGGGAUCAAGAUGUACGUGCCGGAAGGCAGGAAGAUAAUGGUUCGUCUAUCUACCAGAACAUUCGGAGGAGCUAGUCACAGAACUCUGCUGGUGAAGAUUAAAAGUUCCUUCAGGUGGUGGGCAUGAUUUCAUUUGCCAUCAUCAACUGAAGAAAAGAAUGGACCAAAUUAACACAGCACUCCAUGUCAGAGAAAUGGUGUCUGAUUUCUCUCUCACUCUUGAGCACGAGUGAGAGAGAGAGAGAGGACAGGUGUAAAUAUAACAAAAGCAUUUUUCAUUCAUACAUUCCUGCAUUGUAAAAAUUGUGAAUUCUUGUCCCAAAGGGAGGGGAGGGAGACAGACGAUAAAUUCCAGAAGUUGUUUACAGAAGAGGCUUGAGACAAUGUAACAUUUCAGCAAUGUCUGCUUUUGCAAGCUUGAUAUCUGAGAGGCACAAAUGUACAAAAACUGAAAUAGCUCAGUGACUGGCUUCUAGGUCAUAAUCAUAGAGAUGGUGCAGCACAGAAACAGAUCCUUCUAUCCAACUUGUCCAUAUUGACAAGUUAUCCUAAAU